AUUCAAAUGGUACGAUGAAUGUUCCAUCCAAUAUACAUCGAUUAAGUCAAGGUGCCGAUUACUAUGGUUCGAUAAUGAUGAUAGUAAUAAUACGGUUGAUUUUCAUAGUGAACCAGAAUCACCAAUGAAAAAUCAUCUCAGUGAUUCAACAACAUUGCUAAAUUUGCACGUUAUUCGCCAUUCAUCAUCAUCAUCAUCAUCAACGUCUGCAACAAAAUCAACUGAACAGCAGCAACAACAACAACAACAACAAUUGAAUUCUCGUACAGAUAUUGGUCGUGAUGGAUCCCAGAAAAACAUGAUCCGUUUGAAACAUUCAUUUUCAAAUCAUAAUCAUUCUAAAAAUAGUAACAAUAUAAUAUCACAUGGAACCACAAAUAAUCGAGGUUUUGAAGAGAGUAGUUCAUUAAGUUCUGAUACCGGUGGUGGUGGUGGUGGUGGUGGUGGUAUUUGUGGUGUUGCCAAUUGCAACGGUGGUAAUGGUAGCCGUUGUUCGGAUGUUAGUACAACAACAACAACGACAACAUCCUCUUGUUCAUCAUCGUUAGAUCCUCGUGUUAAUCAUAUGCCAAAAUCGUCCAUAAAAUUCAAUCAGAAUCAACAAAAUCGAUCAAAUUCUAGUCCAAACAAAUCAUUAUCGAAUUCAACUACCGAGCUUUAUAAAACAAUUUCACCACCACAACCAAUAACAAUGACUAAAUUAAUUGGUCAGUCUGGAACAUUACCAAUGAAUAGUAGUGGUAGUGGUCAUUAUACGAAGAAUAAUAAUAUCACAAAUAAUCGUUCAAAUAUUGUAAAUCAAAAUCAACGAUUUUUGAAAAGUUCAAAAUUACGUUCACAAACAUUGGCCAAUGAUGGAUCGGUAAUCUAUUCAGAUUCUGAAUGUCAACAGCCACAAAAUCAUCAAUCACAGUCUCGUUCAACAUUUUCACUAUACAAACUUCCAAUCGGUCCACAAUCAUCAAACGUUAAUAAUUCGCAACAAGUCGGCAAUCAAUCAACAAAUAUGAUCCAAAACACUACUAACUUUUGUUCAUCAUCAAAAGAUGGCGGCCAUUAUAGUGAAUUGAUUUAUUCAAAUAUACAUAGCGGCAAUAAUAGUAGCCGUCCAACUACGGAUACUGAUUCAAUUGAUUCAUUAAAUACAAUUGGUUCGGAUCGAGCUUCAUCAAUUGCGUCACAAUCAAUUUAUGGUGUACAUCCAUCAUUAGGACAUCAUACAAACAACCAUCAUCAUCAUCAUCAUCAUCAUCCAUUAUCAAAACCAGGUGAUUUAAUUUGUGAAUAUGAAUCUGUAAAUCGUUUACGUGAAACUAUGUCAGCAUCACCAACAUCGAAUAAAAUGUUUACAAAUUCAAAUGGUGUUUAUUCGGAUACAAAUUCUGGUACAAGCGGUAAUAAUAAUAAUAAUAAUACAGCUCAUAUAGGCCGUAGUGGUUCAUUUCGUCUUCCAGGAACAUCAACUAAUCAUCAUUUACCACCGAUACCGGCUCAUUUGAAUAAAAUCAAACAACAACAACAACAACAACAACUACAACAUGAUCAACAACAUCUGCCGCCAACAUCAGAACAUUCAGCAUCAUCAUUAUCAUUAUUAUCAUCAAAUUCAUCGGCAAUUUUUACAACGCCCGAAGAGAAAUACAUACAUGAAAUUCGACGUUUACGGCGAGAAUUGGAUCAAGCAAAUGAAAAAAUCUACACACUUACAUCACAAUUGACGGCAAACGCACAUAUGGUAGCCGCAUUCGAACAAUCAUUAUCAUCGAUGACCACACGUUUACAACAAUUAUCAUCAACAAGUGAACUUAAAGAUUGUGAAUUGGAACGUUUACGUAAAACGAUUGAUGUACUUAAAAAACAAGGUGGAUCAUUGGUUGGACAUGCAAAAUCGGCAACAAUCAUGAAUCCACUUGGUAUCAAUGGUGAUAAAUUUCAACGAUAUCUUUCCAAUGAAUCGGUUAAUAGUAUUUCCAGUUGUGGUGCUGCCACCGAUAGCAGUAUAGCUAAUGGUAAAACGAAAAAGAAAUCCAAACUUAAAUUAACCGGUUCGAAUACCAGUUGGAUACGAAGUUCAUUUAGUAGAGCAUUCAAAAAGAAAUCAUCGUCCAAAACGCGUGAUUCCUCACAACACGGAAGAGAUGUAGCAUCGGAUGUUGAAAUGACCAGUGGUACUGGCCAAUCCGAACCUGAAGGUGAUGUUCAUUCUGUACCCAGUUCACCAUUGAUGUCGAUACGAAGUCGUGCAAAAUCUGCUGGUGUUAAUAUGUAUAAUGAUCGAAAUGCUUCAAGAUCGACCAAUCAUCCUCAAUCAUUAUCUGAAUCAAAAGCUUUUGAAUCAGAUACUAUGGCUGAAACAUCAGAUCUUGAAGAGAUGAAAGAUUUGCGAAAACAAUUGCGUGAAAAAGAAAUGCAAUUGACUGAUAUGCGUUUGGAAUCUCUUACAUCAGCACAUCAACUGGAAAAUCUUAAAGAAAUAGUCAAUCAGAUGCGAGCCGAAAUGAUGAAUUUAAAACAAGAUAAUGAUCGUCUUCAACGUCUUGUCCAUCAUAAAUCGUUAGCAUCAUCACAAAGCUCGAUGACUUCAGCAAUAGGUUCACAUGGUUCCAGUACAUUGCCACCAUCCGCAAUUACUUUGGGUAAUAGUGGACUGGUUGCUCCAAUGGAAGAUUCGAAUAGUUUUGAAAGUGUCGAUAUGGAUAUGAGUCCAUUGCAUUCAUCCAACACUACGAAUUCUAAUGAUGAAAGUCCCAAAUUAGUUACAUUAGGAUCAGGAUCACAUACAUUAGCCACAUUGACUAUUACAACCAAAACAAAUUGGGAUCAACUAGACACAUUGAUCAAAAAGUGUUUCAAAGAUCAUUUGAUUCGUGUGGAUAGUUCAUUGGCUUUGGGUAUUACUGUUGAUUCGUUGGCUUGUUAUCGUGUUGGUACAGAAAAAAUUCUUAGAAAUUUUUAUCCAUUUAAUCACCAUCACAAACCAACUGUUCCAGAAUUACUUCCUUUUGGUUAUUUGGUGAAUGAAAAUCAUAUAAAUCUUCAAUUCAAAACAACUAUUGAUUCAUUGGCGUUCGAUACUUUGACACCGAAAUCAGUACUUAAUGAAUUUAUUUCGAUGCUCAUUGAAAAUCGUCGUCUAAUAUUUUCUGGUCCUAGUGGAACAGGCAAAACUUAUUUGGCACAUAAAUUGGCUGAAUAUAUGGCUAUUAAACAGAUGGAUUCUUCAUCAGUGGCAAUAUAUUCCCGAGCCGUACCAAACAUUGGUGGAGCUAAUUGUGUUCCACCAUCCGGUGCCAUUACAACUUUCAAUGUCGACCAUAAAAAUGCUAAAGAACUUCGUGCCUAUUUGACCAACAUUGCAGAACAAUGUCAAUUGGAAGUAGCUCUAACACCAUUGCCCACUGUGAUUAUUCUGGAUAACCUUCAUCAUUCAAUCGAUUCAUUGGAGGACAUAUUUAAUGAUCUUGAUAAGAUUUCGAUCGCGAAAAGCCCUUAUAUAAUUGGUACCAUAAACCAAAGUGUUCAUCACCAUCAAACGAUGCCCAUGUUUCAACGACACAAUUUUCAUUGGAUAAUGUUGUCUGUCAAUUCUGAAGCGGUUCGAGGCUACUUAAAUCGUUUUUUACGUCGUAAACUUUUGGAAACUGAAUCACGGUUAGCAUUAAGCCAACAAAAAAUUCAGCCUGAAGUUGUCCAAAUCAUCGAAUGGAUUCCCAAAGUUUAUUCGCAUUUGAAUAAAUUUUUGGAGAAUUAUUUCGGUGAAAAUAUAUCUAUCGGUUCACGUCUAUUCACCUCAUGUCCGAUCGAUUUGAAUGGAUCUCAAGCUUGGUUCACUGAUCUGUGGAAUUAUUCUAUUCUUCCUUUUAUUAUUGAAAAUCUUCGUGAACAUGUUCGACAAAAUGAUGGAAAAUUAAAAGGAAAAAUUGCAAUCCACAGUUUCAUUGAUCCUACCGAUUGGAUUGUUACCAAUUAUCCAUGGAGUUCUAAUUCCGAAUGGUCAGACCAUUUGAAUAGAUUACGACCAGAAGAUGUUGAAGACGAUAAACAACAACAUCAUCAGCUUCCACCACCUUCAAUGAAUCAGAAAACAUUGAUUACGAAUAGUCGGCCAUCCUCAUCAAACAAUAAUUAUCAUACCAAUGAUAAUAAUCAAUGUUCAUCUAACGGAUUGGUUUCAGAACAAUUCAAUAAAUCAUCAGUCAAAGAUAUAAAGGAUCCAUUUUUACAAAUGUUACUAAAAUUAAAAGAGGCAUCCGAAUAUUCUAGUCAAGAUAUUGGAACGAAUAAUCAGAAUUUGGCCGAACAAACUAUAACAAGAACAUAAAAAUUUAAAUAAUUAUUAUCACUCUCCCAUAUUCUGUAUUCAUACAUUACGAUUCUUUUAUAUGUUUUCCACUUAUAUAUUGUUCAUAAUAAAAAAAAUUGUUCAUAUGUGAUUCA
Messenger RNA from Dermatophagoides farinae (American house dust mite), 4437 nucleotides. The record is from RefSeq and is a predicted model, not a curated record. NCBI's taxonomy places the organism in Eukaryota, Metazoa, Arthropoda, Arachnida, Sarcoptiformes, Pyroglyphidae.